UCUUUAUGUGGUAGUGUCUAUUUGAAAGAAUGGCAGCAGUAUCCCUCUUUUCGUGGGUCUUCCUCCAAGCAGUUUUGCUUUUGGAUGUCCACUGUAGGCCUGUUAAGAUGGGUCCAUACUUCAUGAAUAAUGCUGGAUACGCGGCAGGUCGUUCUUCUCAAGGUCCGGCCUUCAUGGUUAAAGGUGGAUCCACAGGAGGUGGUUCUUAUUCACAAGAUCCAGCCUUCUACCAACCUGAAGAGCUGGAAGCCCCUGAAGGCUACGGCACUAGCUCCGCUGCUGCUCUUCCUGCUGGAAAAAGCAACAGCCAUCCCUCCUUAACCGACUCGUCUCAAGCUAUCGCUUGGGUUAUCCCUCCUAGCGUCUAUUCUGGUGACACAAAAUCAGGUCAGGGUGGGGCUGCAUCAGGGUCUGCUCCCAGCAAUGCCAUGCCUGGUCCGCAGUUCAUCCCAGGAGAGCUGCUCCAACUCGAGAGCACAAUGGAGGCUGGACGCUUCAUUUCUGAGACCCAGGAACGGGGCAACCCUCCCCCUCCUCCUCCACCACCGUUUGCUGUAAACACUGAGGUCUUCAACAGCCCACCUGCACAAGAAGCCUCUAUACCCAGCUCUUAUGGCUACUUCUAUCCUUACGACUUCAUGUUUGUCACCGGCCAGUACCCUCCCGGAACCUAUGCUCAAGCCAGAAGUAGUUUUGAGCAAGGCAGUGAUAAGUUCAUUGAAAACCAUUACAUCCGAUACGAGUAUCCCGGCGGCCCCGGUGAGGAGCAGCCAAUGCAGCCUUACCCCAGUGACGCUUGGCAGGGCAUGGGGAAAGGGAUGCCUAAUCAUUAGCGUGUUUCUCCUGAGAUGCAGUCUUUCUGGAGGGACGGGUGGAAACGGUUGUUCAAUAAAAAAAAUACAACUUUGA
Molecule: messenger RNA, 909 nt
Organism: Gadus morhua (Atlantic cod)
Lineage: Eukaryota; Metazoa; Chordata; Actinopteri; Gadiformes; Gadidae
Exons: 4
Coding region: 30-833 (267 amino acids)
Source: RefSeq, a predicted model, not a curated record